AUGGGAUGGGUGUUUUUGGCUGAUGAAAAAGGGGGUAGGUUACAGUUAUUGGAAUCAAAUUCUACAUUGGAGGAUUUAAAGAGAAUGGUGUUUGAGGAUUUUGAUAUGGAAGAAGCCAAAUUGGUCGAUUUGGAGUUGAGUUAUUUACCUCCUGACUUGAUCAAUACAUGA
Eruca vesicaria subsp. sativa (arugula) is the source of this 171-nucleotide messenger RNA. Lineage: Eukaryota; Viridiplantae; Streptophyta; Magnoliopsida; Brassicales; Brassicaceae. The record is from the annotation of a GenBank genome assembly.